AUGGCGGUGAUUACGGUCAAGGUUCAAAGCCGUUCGGGAAAGCCCGUCACCGACGUGCAGCUCGACUCCACGGCCACCGUGAGCGACCUGAAGAAGAAGAUCCACAAGGCCAAGAGCGCCCUCUAUCCCGCGCGCCAGCGCCUGACGCUGCCGCCCCCACCUGGGGCCAAGAGCGGCGACGUGCUCAAAGAUGGCGCCACCCUUGAAUCUGUCGGCCUCAAGGACGGCUCUGUCGUGCUUUUCAAGGAUCUGGGCACGCAGAUUGGCUACUCCACAGUGUUCUUCUUCGAGUACUUUGGCCCCAUGGUGAUAUACCCUGCCUUCUUCCUCUUCCCCCAGAUCUUCUACCCCUGGGCCGACAAGGUGCCUGAGAAGACCCUGGUGCAGAAGGUGGCGUGCGCCUACUGGGUGUUCCACUACGCAAAGCGCAUCUUUGAGACCUUCUUCGUCCACGUGUUUGGCCACGACACCAUGCCGAUCUUCAACCUCUUCAAGAACUGCUCCUACUACUACGGCUUCGCUGCCUACGUGGCCUACUUUGUCAACCACCCCCAGUACACCACGCCCCCUGAGACGCAGAGCCUCGUGCUCUUUGCGCUGGCCCUCAUCUUCCAGCUCUCAAACCUCAGGUGCCACAUCAUCCUGGCCAACCUGCGCAAGCCCGGGGAGAAGGGCUACAAGAUCCCGGCUGGUUUCCUCUUCAACUACAUCACCUGCGCCAACUACUUCGCGGAGAUCAUGGGGUGGGUCUGCUUCAGCCUGGCGACACAGACCGUGUCGGGCUUCCUGUUUACUGCCGCGGGCGCCUACCAGAUGGCUGUCUGGGCCCAGGGCAAGCACAAGCGCCUCGUCAAGCUGUUUGACGGCAAGGACGGCCGUCCCAAGUACCCGCGGCGCUGGAUCAUGCUGCCCCCAUUCUUCUGA
Messenger RNA from Monoraphidium neglectum, 924 nucleotides. Its product is annotated as enoyl reductase. Gene Ontology annotation, biological process: very long-chain fatty acid biosynthetic process. NCBI's taxonomy places the organism in Eukaryota, Viridiplantae, Chlorophyta, Chlorophyceae, Sphaeropleales, Selenastraceae. Gene Ontology annotation, molecular function: protein binding; oxidoreductase activity, acting on the CH-CH group of donors. The transcript is spliced from 8 exons. The coding region runs from base 1 to 924 and encodes 307 amino acids. The record is from RefSeq and is a predicted model, not a curated record.